GUUUCAGAAUCUAGCAGAUAAGAAUGGCAAACCGGACAGUGAAGGACGCACACACAGUAAAGGGUACAAACCCUCAGUAUCUCGUGGAAAAGAUUAUCAGAUCCCGUAUUUACGACAGUAAAUACUGGAAGGAGAACUGUUUUGCUUUAACUGCAGAGCUUCUGGUUGACAAGGCAAUGGAACUCAAGUUUAUCGGAGGAGUUUUCGGAGGCAACAUUAAACCCACCCCCUUCCUCUGCCUCAUUCUCAAGAUGCUGCAGAUCCAACCGGAAAAGGACAUCAUCAUCGAGUUCAUCAAGAACGAGGAUUUCAAGUAUGUGCGUGCUCUGGGUGCGUACUAUCUCCGGUUAACCGGAACCUCGCUGGACUGUUACAAGUACCUGGAGCCUUUGUUGAAUGAUUACAGGAAAGUUCGUGUUCAAAGACGAGAUGGUAAUUUCGAGUUGAGUCACAUGGACGAGUUCAUUGACUCAUUGCUCAGAGAGGAGAGAGUUAGCGAUAUCCAGCUUCCCAGGAUACAGAAAAGAGGAAUCCUAGAAGAAGGGAACGAUCUGGAACCCCGAGUCUCCGUUCUUGAAGACGAUCUCCUGGAGGAAGCAAGCAGUGACUCCGAACCCGAACCAGAACCGGAGCCGGAGAAGGACGAGAGAAGGAGAGAUCGAGAUGUUCGACGACGUGAUCGGAGCAGGGACAGAGAACCGAAGAGGGAACGGAGCCGGGAGCGGGAUAGAGGAGAUCGUCAUAGGGAGCGCGAUACUAAGAGGCCCCGGAGCAGGGAGAGAAGAAGACGAUCCCGGAGUAGGGAUAAGAAGAGGAAGGAGAGGAGUAGGAGCAGAGAGCAUAAGAGGGAUCGGGAUGAUAAGAGGAGGGUUAAGGAUGAAAAGAGCUCUGGAGGAGGGGGAGGAGGAGGAGGAGGGAAGGAUGAACUAUCCGUCUCUGAAACCAACAAACUACGAGCCCAGCUUGGACUUCCGCCUCUUAAAUAAAUUUAAGUGUUAUCUUUGUAUUGAAUUCAUUUGUCUUGUUUCAGAA
This is a messenger RNA of Eurytemora carolleeae, 1032 nucleotides long. Its product is annotated as pre-mRNA-splicing factor 38A. The transcript is spliced from 5 exons. Gene Ontology annotation, cellular component: U4/U6 x U5 tri-snRNP complex; precatalytic spliceosome. Gene Ontology annotation, biological process: mRNA splicing, via spliceosome. The coding region runs from base 24 to 986 and encodes 320 amino acids. Lineage: Eukaryota; Metazoa; Arthropoda; Copepoda; Calanoida; Temoridae. The record is from RefSeq and is a predicted model, not a curated record.